CGGCGUACACUAUUUCAGCCCAACCAGGUCCAUCACGUACACCUGUGGAGUUGUCACAUGAUCGCCUUUUUAACACCGAACUAAUUUAUGGAAAACAUCAAAGUUAUAAUCUGAUUUCAGGAUACCAUUCUAAUAUAAAGACCUGUUGAAGUUUUAAUCUACUGUCACGAGUGCAAACAGAACAACGGAAGCAGCUGUGUGUCCAUAGGUGAGAUACUGCGAUACAGACAUUAUAAACGGAGAACAUCACAAUCAUGUCCACAAAGAAGUAUCCUGGUGACACAGACGAGGCUCAUCCUGAGAAAUUUAACAUAAGUGCAAUGCCACCUCAACCCACGGAGAAGAAGCCAGGACAACUUCCUGAGGACAUGAUCAAACAGUUCUUCACCGAGGGCUUUGUAAUUGUGGAAGACUUCUUCAAGGCAGAGGAGCUGGAGGCUUGCAAGGAUGCUAUCAAACGACUAAUUGACGAAAUGGCUCUCAAGCUGUACAAUGCUGGCAAAAUCAAGAAACUUUACAAGGAGUAUGGAUUCUUUGAGAGACUGUCAAUUAUUGAAAAGGAGUUCCCUGGCGCCAACAUAGUCCUCCACAAGCUGGGGUCGAUGCCUUUGGAAAUACAACAACUAUGGUCCAACGAGAGACUUCUAAACGUUGUUGAGCAGCUGAUUGGUCCCGACAUCAUUGGACAUCCAGUGUGGAACCUUCGCACCAAGACACCUCAGAAUGAGGCUACGACAGUUCCAUGGCAUCAAGAUGUUGGUUACCUUGACAACAGUUCGUACACUGUACUCCAGCCCACGGCCUGGAUCCCCUUGCUGGACACUGAUGAGAACAACGGCUGUAUGCAGAUGGCAGGCAGGGGCCACAAGACUGGCAAGAUAGCCACCCACCAGUGUUGUCAUGGCGGCACCUGGUACGUGAUGCUGGAGGAGGAGGAGAUGAAGAAAAAGCUAGACAUAGACGUUGACAAGGACAUACAGAUUUGCCCCAUACCUUAUCGAGGAAUGCUGCUCUUUAACAAUCUGAUACCACACAGGAGCCUUCCAAACAUGUCUAAACAGAUACGUUGGAGUUUUGAUUUAAGAUGGCAGAGACCUACGGAGCCGGUCGGAUUUUACGGUAUCAAGGAAGGUAUACUGAUGAGAUCGUCCAAGGACCCAGACAUGGCGAUAGACUGGGAGGAGUUUAACGCGCUAAACAGACACACAAAAGCCAAGGAAGUGGUCGCCGAACAUGAUCAAGAGAUUGACGAGUUUGACAUCACCAUACAGGGACCGUGGAUGAAAAAAUGGGAAAUUGUACAUGUCAAUCAUCAUGUGAAUGCUCAUCAUGCACAGGAAGGCGACCCUUCAAAGUGGACCCAUGCAUAGGUCAAACAAAGGUCAAACAAAGGUUGUGCGCAGGACAGUUGUCUUAUUGACAUGUAAAGAUGGGUGUCCAGGGUUUUUCGGUAUUUUCAAGCAUCAUCGACACACAUUUCUGACCAAAGGCACAUUUCCUUUGUGGUAUAGGAGGGGUCUGUGUUUGAGUCAAGAGUUCUAAGAUGUGUAGUCAAAUCAAUAUUUAUGCAGACAGUACAUAACUUUUACCUUUUUAUACAUAGAAUCGCCUGUAGAAAUUAUAUAAGGUGACAUUUGUUUAAAUAAAUGCAGCUAUAUAUCAUGGUCCCAAACUAAGUCUGAACUAUUUUCCAUUGUUUUAGGACUUUAGAAUUGACUUUCACUUAUGCUUUUUAUAGAAAUUUAAGUACUUCUUUGACACCUAAAAAAUGACCAUGAAACUUAAUAUCUUUUAGGUGAUUGAUUAUUGCUGUUAGGGGAAACCAUUUUAAAAUCGCCUGUCAUAAUGGUCUGAUUGAUACUUUCGGCAGCAGAUUUUUGUGGAAGUUGACAGGCAUUGGCUUUAGUUAUAGCAUGUGUGUUCAAAUGUUUACUUAUUGUCAUGGUAAUGGCAAACAACAUCAGACACCAGGCAUUACGCUUAUACUACACACAUAUUAAUUUGCAGUACAAGCAUGUUUAUCAUAAUUUACAGAGUUGUAUUUAUUGCUGUUAAAUUGUUGUUGAUAUUUUCUCUUUGUAAAAUAUUCUUGUCAAUCUUACAAGUUCUCAGGAAACAUAAGGCCUAGACACAAUUUUUCACAGAUGGCCGAUUUUCAGAUAUUUUUUUAUUGAUACCUAUGACCCUUGUUCAUGGCAUUUCUCCGUUCUAGGGUUUCACAAUACUCAAUAUUGACAAUAAUGAGUCACAAUACCUUUAACUAACCAAAAACAUAUUUUAUACUGUGUUAAAUAUUCAUUUAAGUGUUCAAAAACUUUAUUUUUAACUUUAUUCUGAUUUUAAAUGAACAUAAUAGCUUUCCAUAAGCGUUUUUGUUUGCACCAUAAAUAUUAUAUAUUUCAAAUUAAUGCAAAUUGUUACCAGAUCAUAAAAUAUUUGAAAAUAAUGAGAACUGUUUAUGAAUAAUAAAUCUUUGAAUAAUAUGUAAAUUAAGAAAGAUCUUUCUCAAACUAAUAAAGUAGGUAAACUUUUCUCAUAAAGAAAUAAAAACAUGACCACAUGCAAGAGUCCUUGGCAGAGGCGAAGCUAUUGUUUGUCUCCCUACCUAAAAAGUACCCAGGUACUUUAUCAUUUAACCAGCAUUUAGUGUCAUAGGAAAUAUAACAGAGUGGAUACUAUAUUAACCAGAAUAAGUUAUGUGUAUUUGUAUAUUUUGCACAUACCACAUGUAAAUUUGAAAAACAAUAUGUUAUUUGCCUAACCAUAAUUAUGUACUGUUGAUAUAUUUAGCUUGUAUUAUAACCGGUCUUGACACCCAAUAUGUGAAAAGUUCAGUUAGUGGACUAGGGUUUACCUGUGUGGACAUUUUUUGUGGAAUAUGUUCUUGCCUGACAGUUCUCUCCAUUACAUACAAGCAGUGCAACUUAAUUCAUUCACCCCUGAAAUUUCAUAAUAAACUUUUCCAACCUUUGAACUGGAAGAGUUCAAUGUGUCUUCAGGGGUGAAUGAGUGAAACCAGAGAUUAUUGAUCAAUAUGAAGAUAUGACUAUAUAAACAGAGUGCCUUCAUUUCUGUGUAAUCAACCUUAUCGAUUUACAAAACAGCAUUCCUCAUAAUUUAUUGUUAAAAAAUUAUUCAUUUGUUUGUCUUACAUGAUUUCAGCAAUGGACACUUCAUCGUUGUGAUAAUUAGGUAUCUAACUGCUUUCAACACUCAUGACUGCAACAUGACCAAUCUCAUUAAGUUUGAAGCACUUCAUGUUAAAUUUCUUACAUUCAGAAUUACAUUCAUAAUGAUUUUGAAUGCCGACUGAAAGCAGUCGAAUACUUAUUUGUCCAUUUAAAUAACAAAAAUCGUGGAAAGUUAGACUAUGUCUUGUAAAUGCUUGUUUAGAGAAUAGAGCACCUAUCUCAAGGAGGAUAAGUGAAAUCUAAUGUUACAAUAACAGCCAUAAUAAUGAUGAUGUCAACACACCAAUCAUGACAUUCAUAGCUGGUGUGAAUGCCAUUUGGGCUUGGUAGAGUUAUAAAGUGAGUGUCAUGCCGGAAUAGUAAAUAUUAAACCAUACUAGAUACCAUGAAUGAUUUGGUUGUCUGUAUUUUUUCACAAGAAAAGGACAGAUUUUUUUUUUAAUUUUUGCUUAACGUAGAAUUUUCAAAUUUCAAUUUUGAAGAAAAUAACCUUGUACAUUUGAUUUUAUUGUUGAAUAUGAGUAUACUACUGUGAAUAUAUGCAGAAGGGGACUAUUUUGAAUUCGUGGGAUUAUUUUUCUUAAGGUUCAGUAAUAGUGAAAAUCGUACACAAGGAAAGUCAGGAAGAAGCUAACCUAUUUCUUUAUAUAAAUUACACUGGCGUCUGUUGCUUUACGUUAGUUUUGGUUUUGAUUACUUAUAUUGACGUCGAUCCUUUUAUACUUUUGUAGAUACAUGUAAUAUGUAACAGGUUUUCUGUGGUUCUCUCUAUACCUUUUUAUACAUACCUAGUAAACCCUAAUAUAGCAUACAACCAGUUUUCACGACGUGCAAUACAUGUACACGAGGUGUAUCACCACUGUAGCCGGAAUUACUCAUAUUUUACCUGGAUCUCUACAGUUGUUAUCUAAUGAUCAAAUAGACGAAUUGAAACACAAUUUGGUUCCAAAAAUUAUCUGUCCUCCAUAUCGUUAUUUUCCGCCACAGUUGUUUGGUUCAAGUUUGCAAGAGGUGCAUUUGAUAUAGGGUUAUGAGGGUUUUACAGAAAAUAUAAUAUGUAUAUAUAAAUAAGAAUUGAACAUAUAUUGAAAAGCCAUAAUACAUGUAAUUGUUCAUGUGACAUCUCAGAUUGGACGAUUGUUUUGAGUGCAUGAAUGUGUUUUUAGGGGGCUUCCGGCCCCAGCUGUUCAAAACUAUUGUUAAGUUAAUAAUGUUGUAACACCGUGGUUAGAGUUGUCAGCUUUAAAUAGUUUGGACAACUGGGUCAAGAUGAACAAAUAUGCAUGGUAUACUGCCUAUGCAUUUGUCAAACAUAUGUGAUUUCUAUAGUACAUGAGAAAACAACAUAUGAGAAAACAACAUUCACGAAUUGCCUAUAAACAUAUGUUCCUAUAGGGAACGCAAUACUAGUAACACAUUUUAAAGUCACUCUUUUCCAAGUUUUCGGGCUUAGCCCUUCGUCAGGGAUAUCCAUCUUGACAAACAUGAUAGUUAC
Mizuhopecten yessoensis (Yesso scallop) is the source of this 4686-nucleotide messenger RNA. RefSeq names its product phytanoyl-CoA dioxygenase domain-containing protein 1 homolog. Bases 255 to 1370 code for a protein of 371 amino acids. The transcript has 10 exons. The record is from RefSeq and is a predicted model, not a curated record. NCBI's taxonomy places the organism in Eukaryota, Metazoa, Mollusca, Bivalvia, Pectinida, Pectinidae.